GCUGUCGUCGGAUGCCUCGUCCUCCUCUCGGUGUUGUUGUUCUCGGUGACGCGACGGAGGUGUAGCCUGACGCGGUCUCUUACGUGUCGGUCUGAAUAAAAGUGGAGCUCCGUAGACCCGGGAGUGACGAAGCGAGUCUGUGUUGAUUUUAAAUGACAAUGGAAGCUUGUGCAGAUACACAGCAAAGUGUUGAAACGGGUACAAAGCUGGAGCCUGAGAUUGCCCUGGCACAGGCCUCCAUAGCAACUGGCCAGGUGUCAUCCAGCAGCCCCACAGUGGCCUUGGUGCAGUUGCCAAACGGCCAAACCGUCCAAGUUCACGGGGUGAUCCAAGCGGCCCAGCCCUCGGUCAUCCAGCCUCCUCAGGUCCAAGCAGUUCAGAUUUCAACGGUUGCUGACAGUGAGGACUCUCAGGAGUCUGUCGACAGCGUCACAGAUUCUCAGAAGAGGAGAGAGAUCCUGUCCAGACGACCUUCAUACAGGAAAAUCCUAAAUGACUUAUCAUCAGACGUUCCAGCAGUUCCGUGCAUUGAGGAAGAAAAGUCUGAAGACGACUCAAUCCCGGCCAUCACCACAGUCACCAUGUCCACGCCCAUCUACCAAACCAGCAGCGGCCAGUACAUCGCCAUCACCCAGGGAGGGGCCAUCCAGUUGGCCAAUAAUGGGACAGAUGGCGUUCAGGGCCUGCAAGCACUUACCAUGGCCAAUGCUGCCACAGCCCAACCCGGCGCCACCAUACUGCAAUAUGCCCAGACCAGUGAUGGGCAGCAGAUCUUGUUGCCUAGCAAUCAGGUGGUUGUACAAGCCGCCUCUGGAGAUGUUCAGGCCUAUCAGAUCCGCACAGCACCAACCAGCGCGAUCACCCCCGGGGUUGUCAUGGCUACCUCACCUGCAUUGGGUACAGGGACAGGAACAGAGGAAGUCACACGCAAAAGGGAGGUGCGCCUUAUGAAAAACAGGGAGGCUGCCCGUGAGUGUCGCAGGAAGAAGAAGGAGUACGUCAAGUGUUUGGAGAACCGUGUAGCUGUGCUGGAGAACCAGAACAAAACCCUCAUUGAGGAACUCAAAGCCCUCAAAGACUUGUAUUGCCACAAAUCUGAGUAGGUGCACCAUUAAUCACCCGCCCAUGUACAGAAACUCAGCAAAGAGCCAUGCAGAUGGAUGCCACUCCACCUUUUCUACUUACUUUGCUUUCUUAAAAAAAAACUAAAUAAUAAAAAAAAAAAAAAUGCAAGAAAUUGAUUACAUUGCCCAGUAGGCAAAGUAAACUGCCACUUCUAAAUUAGCAUUCUGACAUCUUGAUGAGCGGAUUUAUUCUCAGAGGAGUGCUCAUAAAUGGAGUGACCAAUGCAAGGGAUUCUGUCACUGAUUCUUGAACUGGAGUUGGAACUGCAAGAUGUCAUCAGCAGUAACGAUUGAACGGUUCCGAUUCCCCCUUUGUCGCGGCGCCCGGCUCACUUGGAGAUCUUGCGUCAUUCAAAUGGCGCUACAACACAAGUUGCUUCACUAUAGUUUAAUGAUGUAUUUGAAUUUGCAUCAUGGAUUUUAUUUUUGAGCUGUGUUUCUGGUCACUUUCUGUUCCUCGAUUGCCUUUGCCCUUUUCGUUCGCUUACUUUGCCUUGCUACAUGAACAAAAUUGUUAACCAUUUGGGUUGUCAUGUUUAAUGCAGCAGAAAACACACGCAAUCUGGUAGUUUUUUUUUUUUAAUUGACAUUUUGUCUCCAACCUUAAUACUGCAGGGUCAUUAUUUUUUGUUUUUUUACUGAUCUGCAGUUUUUUUUUUUUUUUUAAACUAGAUUUCCAAACAUCUGUUUGCAAUAAACAAGGUCUUUUUUAGACCUGCAAUGAGAAAAGAUGGGGAAAAUAUGGAGAAAGAAUAAUUGACAAAGCGUGUGUGCGAUCCAAGUAAUAUGAAAUGCUUUUUGUAUUGUGGCUUUUAUUCUAAUCAUUAUUGUCAUUAUUUUUUUAAAAUAAAAACCAAAAAUAAUGA
This is a messenger RNA of Phyllopteryx taeniolatus (common seadragon), 1990 nucleotides long. RefSeq names its product cyclic AMP-responsive element-binding protein 1-like. The transcript is spliced from 8 exons. Gene Ontology annotation, molecular function: cAMP response element binding; DNA-binding transcription factor activity, RNA polymerase II-specific; protein binding. Lineage: Eukaryota; Metazoa; Chordata; Actinopteri; Syngnathiformes; Syngnathidae. The record is from RefSeq and is a predicted model, not a curated record. Gene Ontology annotation, cellular component: nucleus; ATF4-CREB1 transcription factor complex. Bases 153 to 1103 code for a protein of 316 amino acids. Gene Ontology annotation, biological process: regulation of transcription by RNA polymerase II.